Molecule: messenger RNA, 1399 nt
Organism: Rhipicephalus microplus (southern cattle tick)
Lineage: Eukaryota; Metazoa; Arthropoda; Arachnida; Ixodida; Ixodidae
Source: RefSeq, a predicted model, not a curated record
CUGUGCUUCGACCAGCGGACCUGCUGGACCUCCUUCGAUUUGGCCAGCGAGGGUGCCGAAGACGAUGAAACGCGAAGUUUCACGACGCCAACUCAACAUCAAUUGGUCAACCAGAAAAGGCGGACGAGACCAGUUUGCGACCACAAACGUCCAAGGCUACCCCGUCACCACUGCCGAGUACAUCGUGAACGACGUCUGCGAUGUUCGCUGGAUGUCGGCCGUGUGGUCAAUGCAAGAGAGAGUGCCUCAAGUCAAAGAAGACGUCCAUGAGACGUCCAAAAACGGGACAAGAGAGAUCGCGACGACUGCGGCCACUCGCGGACGCGUAGCCUCACAAGUAUACCUCGCUCGUGGCCACGUGGUCACAGGCGUCAUCGACGUAUUCCAGGCGACCACUGCCAAUCAUGAAGGAUGCCGAGGUGCACAGAGUGAUCAAAAGGUUCGCCAGUCGCCCGAGAUUGCGGAGGUAUACGUCCAAAUCGCACACGACCAGGUCAACACCAUCGGGGACCUCAACACGGAAAAGGUCUUACACCGAAGGCAAGGUACAACGGCAACCUCGGUAAAUGUCGAUCACCCUUCGCGGAACGGCAGCCAUGGCACCUUGGAGGCUGUCGACACCGAUUCCGCCGACGACUCCUUCUGGAUCUCGGUGUUCACGAAAUACCGGCGACGUGACCCGUGCGGUUUGAGUCCUCUGCAUGAUCUGCGGGCACCGCGGCUUCCCGGCUUUACGGAGUGGCUUCCCGCAAAGUGGUUUCUGCUGCACCAUCCAGGACCAGCCCCAACGAGUCCGUUGAUGCGAGGUCACCCGGUACGAAGACUCCACACGCAGACACUGUGCAUGACAUCAAGUCGGGAAUUCCGAUUUGCGUUGUCAGCACCACGAUUCCACCGGUACGACCACGGGCGGCGUCAGGCGAACCCUGGGUGGCGUCCUGUCGGCACGCACGUCCCACCGGGCCGCGUGGUGGCUCGCGACCGAGGUAUUGUAGCCGUGCUCCAGCAUCGAAGACGCGGAGUUCACCUUGGAAAGCCGAGAGCCCACGGGAUGCCCGGACGACGCAAGGGAGCUCCGCGUGCCGUAGCAGCUCCUAAACCUAAGACGCCUGCUGGGCUGCAAUACAUGUCUAGCCUCUCCUCUGCCACCGUGGUUGUCAUCGUCGGCGUCGUCGUCGUCCUGCUGCGAGGCGGGAAGAGCUACGCAGUCGUAGGGCGAGCGCAGAGACGACAGUUUCCGGUCGUCCCAGAGCGAGAGGCGACCAGCGUGAUGCGUCUGCGGCCGCCGACCCCGCGGUGCAUGACCGCGCGGCGCGAGUGCGAGUGUCCAAGCCACCAUGGUCGCGACCUCGACCGCUUGACGGCGCCCCAGGUGAAUUGGCAGUUUCUGGAGAAGUAA